GACGUUUUCGUCAACAACAAAAUGAACACACCCUGUGCUCUUAUGUGUUUCGUUUUGGUUCCAGUUUCUGUUUCAACAGGAUGUAAGGAAAGAGAACGAAGACAGAGGAAUCGAAAGAAAAAAAAAAGAAACCGUAUGGAAUAUUUUUGAUCAUUCGAGCCUCACUUCAAAGCGUCAUCAGCCGCGCUCGAGGGAUCUGUCACCUGCCCUUUGAAAUUGGGUUCUCACACUUUGAUGGGGCUUGCAACGUACAUUACAGGAGAAGGAGCAUUUAGUGCGUCAGUUAUGUUGGAUGACAUUACCGUAGCGUAUUAUAAUUCAGAAACAAAGAUCUAUGUUGCAAGAGGAAAUGAUACAAAUGAAGAUGAUGUUUUAAAACCAAAUGACCUCAGGUCUUUAAGUGACAUUGUGCUUAAUUUUUUUAUAAAAAGAUCAUAUUACCUGAGACCUGACAACAACACAGAAAGUGAAAACCAUGUGGUUCAUCAGGCGAUGGGUCUUUUUGAACAGAGAGAUGAUAAACCUGUACUGAUCACCAAAACUGCUUAUAGAAGCUCUUCAAUUGAUGAGCUGCGUUUUAUUGAUGGCAAAUUCACAUAUCAGGGGCUUUCAAAUUACACUGAACCUGAAAUAAAACCCAAUAUAGAACUGUCCAAGUUACUUUUUAAGUUAAAUUACCAAGUCUGUGAAACAACGCUGAAGAAUUACCUUAAAAAGAGAGAAACUCAACUAAACAGAAAAGUGAAACCGCAAGUCAGACUCAUUCAGAAAGCAAUCUCUGAUUCUGGAGGGUCUCAUUUGAGUUGUUUGGCAACAGGAUUUUACCCUCGUCACAUCAACCUGACCCUGUUCAGAGACGGGCAGCCUGUAGCUGAUCAUGAGAUCACUGGAGGAGAUCUGCUGCCCAAUGAUGACGGGACGUACCAGAUGAGGAAGAGUCUGGAGAUCAGUGCUGCAGACAAACACAAAUACACCUGCUCUGCCACACACCUCAGUCUGGACAACACACUGGACGUCGAUUUGGAAUCCGAAAAGUCAUUUAAAUCAGCGAUUCUGUCAGUGCUGAUAGUUUUGGCUCUGGUGUUGGUGUUUGGGACUGGAGCCAUCAUAUAUAAAUACAGGAAGGCAUGAGCAGAUUCUAGAAGUGAUUAUUCUGCUGCUUCUAUUAAUGGAUCAACAUCUUCAAACAAUGAAUAAAUGAGUUCCACCAGUUGCUUUAUGAUGAAAGAUACCAGAGGGCAAGAGUCAAGUGUGAGGAUUCAAAUGCCCAACAGUUCCACAUCAAAUAAUGUAAGAAGAAACACUUUAAAGAAACUAUGGAAUAAGAAGCUGUUUAUUUGUGCAAUUUCUUCCUUCACUGUUAAGUUCCCAGUUUAACCUCAGCAGGAGGAACAGAACCAUGUAAUUUCUAGAAAAGGCUGGUCCCAUGUUUUGUUUCCAGGCUCAUUUAAUGAACAUAACAUGAACAUAAUUGUUAGCUUAUAUAUAUUAUAUAUUAUAUAUAUAAUGAUAUCUUUCAUGACAUUUAGUUAUUUUGGCUACUUUAGAGCAUUAAAGAUGAGUGUUUCAACUUUAAUAUUGUAGUGUUUCAACUGUAACUGACAUUGGUAUUGGAACAAAAGUACUUCUUGUCAUUAUAAACUAACUGUGGAAAAUAGUGUGUAUUAGAAUUAUUGAUCAUCAUUUCUUUAGCAGACAUUUAAAAGAAAUGUUACAUGAAAAAUGAUAGGUUAACUGUUAGUGUUUGUGUGGUAAUGUAAAUAGGAGAAUGUAUGCCUACACUGUCUACCCUAGUGACUAAAAAUGUCUAGCUUUAUUUGGUUGCGACAAUAAAAUUCAUAU
Onychostoma macrolepis is the source of this 1842-nucleotide messenger RNA. Its product is annotated as major histocompatibility complex class I-related gene protein-like. The transcript is spliced from 7 exons. Lineage: Eukaryota; Metazoa; Chordata; Actinopteri; Cypriniformes; Cyprinidae. Gene Ontology annotation, cellular component: external side of plasma membrane. The record is from RefSeq and is a predicted model, not a curated record. Gene Ontology annotation, biological process: immune response. Bases 235 to 1131 code for a protein of 298 amino acids.